Messenger RNA from Trematomus bernacchii (emerald rockcod), 1564 nucleotides. Its product is annotated as E3 ubiquitin-protein ligase TRIM47-like. The record is from RefSeq and is a predicted model, not a curated record. Gene Ontology annotation, molecular function: zinc ion binding. The transcript has 3 exons. Lineage: Eukaryota; Metazoa; Chordata; Actinopteri; Perciformes; Nototheniidae. Bases 93 to 896 code for a protein of 267 amino acids.
CGACGAUUUAGAGAAUUGCGCGACACGGAGGAUAGCUCUCAUGUGAAGGUGAUUUUCCACCGAGACAAAACAACAGUUACUAAUAAACAGAAAUGGCCUCUGAAAACAUUUCAGAGGAGUUUCUGUGCUCCAUCUGUUUGGAUGUUUUCACGGAGCCUGUUUCCACUCCCUGUGGACACAACUACUGCCGGGCCUGCAUCAGCAGCUACUGGAGCUCCAGGGACAUCAUCCAGUGUCCGCUGUGCAAAGAAACCUUCCUCACAGCCCCCAAACUGAGAGUCAACACCGUGUUCAGAGACAUGUUGGAGAUUCUCAAGAAGACCAAACAAGCAGCAGGUGAGGAUGGAGGAUCCCCGGCCGGGCCUGGAGAUGUUCCCUGUGACCUCUGCGAGGGGAAUAGGAAGCGUAAGGCUGUGAAAUCCUGCCUGGUUUGUGUGGCCUCUUACUGCGACGCUCACCUGAAGCCCCAUCGCACCGUGCAGAAGUUAGAGUGGCACCAGCUGAUCAACCCCGUGGAUUCCCUCGAGGAAAGGGUCUGCAGGAAGCACAACAAAGUGAUGGAGUCUUUCUGCAAGAGAGACCAGUGCUGCGUUUGUUCCGUGUGCCUGAAGGAAGACCAUGUGGGGCAUGAGGUCGUCUCUUUGGAGAAAAUGUUUAGGGCGAGGAAAACUAUGCUGCAGCGUGCAAAAACAUCUAUGGCCAACGCUAUAUCAGAUAAAUGCAACACGGUUUUCAGGGUAGAAAAGUCGAUGACACAAAGUAGGCAGAAGCUGGAGGAAACUAAGGUGGAAGCGAACCAGGCCCUCGCUGGUUUGGUUGCCGCGAUUCUCAGCAAAAAAACUAAGCUGAUGGAAGUUUUGGAGGAGAAGCAGGAAGCUGAAGAGCAAAAGGAAUAAAGCACUAAAGAGACAGCUAGGGCUGGAGCUCGCAGAACUCCGUCAGACGAGUGUGAAGAUGGAAAGAGGUUUUAAAGACAGAGGACGAAUUUCAACUCCUACAGAACCUACCAUCCAUCCCCUCUGCAACAAACACAAAGCAUUGCUAUACAGAACGCAAAAGUCUCCUGCAAGUAGAGAAAGUCUGGAGAGCGGUGGCUAAAAUCGAGGAAACGCUCAACGAACACAUGGACAAGAUUAUCAGAGAGGUCCUUCAGGGGGAUGAGGAAGAGGAGGCCUUUGAAGAACAGCAAACAGCAAACCGUGUUUGACGAUGAACUUUGGGAAAUGUGCUGUUUAUUUGGGGAUUUUAUUAAGACUAUAUACUUUAUUCAAUGUUUAAUGCCUAAACACACUGCUGCUACACAGUAUAUAACUCAUUGUACACUUUUGAUUUACUCUUGUUUUCCUUUCUGAUGUUGUGUUUGUGAUUUUCCGAGCAAUCUCUGAAGGAAUCAUUUAUUUGGGGGUUUAUUAAGUUAUAUCUUAUAGAAUAAUCAAUAAUAUUAUUCAGCUAACUUUGUCUUCUUUAGUCAUACUCGUGUUUGGGUAUCGUUUGCCAUUUUCUUCGGCUGUUAAGAUUCACUUUUAGUUGUUAUAUCAAAAUAAAAUAUAGUUGUAAUGAUAUA